CAGAAGAACCGGUUCAGAUAAAGUCGCUCGAACAUCGUAACGUUAGUCUUUUGCAACACAUAUAAGAUGGCAGCCACCUUCGGGAGACUUCUCGGGACUUCUGCCACAAGAACGGCGGUGAAUGGACUGAGGGCCCUGGCCUCUCUGAACGGGGCGUCAGCCAUCAGGGCUUCAAGAGCCUUCCCAUGUCCUGCUGUACAGAAAGCCUGCUUCUCCAUCAAUGCUGCUAAAUGGGCACCAGCAGUCACCCAGCAUGCACCACACUUCAAGGGUACAGCUGUCCACAAUGGAGAAUUCAAGGAAAUCAGUCUAGAUGACUACAAGGGCAAAUAUCUUGUCCUGUUUUUCUACCCCCUUGACUUUACGUUUGUCUGCCCGACUGAGAUUAUCUCGUUCAGUGAUAAGGCCAGCGAGUUCCACGAUAUUAACUGUGCGGUGGUGGGUGUGUCUGUGGACUCUCACUUCACUCACCUGGCCUGGACAAACACUCCUAGAAAGAGUGGAGGACUGGGAAAAAUCCACAUCCCCCUGCUGGCUGAUCUUAACAAACAGGUCUCUAGAGACUACGGCGUCCUACUGGAGGGUCCGGGAAUAGCUCUGAGGGGGCUCUUUAUCAUUGAUCCUAAUGGUGUAAUAAGACACAUGAGCAUCAAUGAUCUUCCAGUGGGGCGCUCUGUUGAGGAGACUUUGCGUCUCGUAAAGGCCUUCCAGUUUGUGGAAACGCAUGGAGAGGUCUGUCCAGCCAGCUGGACCCCAAAAUCACCUACGAUAAAGCCAACCCCCAAAGGCUCAAAGGAAUACUUUGAAAAGGUUAACUAAAGUAGCCCUGUCAGAUUGACUGUGCUUCUAAUGGAUAAUAUAAAAUGAAGGCACUUUGUGUGUGAACUGGUAAUGCACAUUAUUAAAGACCAUAGAUUUAUUCUGGUAUAUGUAUCAAACAUACUAGCAGUUUCUAUUUUUGUUCUGUGUAUUUGGCAAGUUGUCUAAAUAAAACUGAUGCUGACUGUCAA
Molecule: messenger RNA, 1010 nt
Organism: Pygocentrus nattereri (red-bellied piranha)
Lineage: Eukaryota; Metazoa; Chordata; Actinopteri; Characiformes; Serrasalmidae
Gene: prdx3
Product: peroxiredoxin 3
Exons: 7
Coding region: 67-819 (250 amino acids)
Biological process (GO): cellular response to stress; cell redox homeostasis; response to oxidative stress
Cellular component (GO): mitochondrion; cytosol
Molecular function (GO): thioredoxin peroxidase activity
Source: RefSeq, a predicted model, not a curated record